Molecule: messenger RNA, 2719 nt
Organism: Trichomycterus rosablanca
Lineage: Eukaryota; Metazoa; Chordata; Actinopteri; Siluriformes; Trichomycteridae
Gene: trpc3
Product: transient receptor potential cation channel, subfamily C, member 3
Exons: 12
Coding region: 1-2691 (896 amino acids)
Biological process (GO): calcium ion transmembrane transport; single fertilization; regulation of cytosolic calcium ion concentration
Cellular component (GO): cation channel complex; plasma membrane
Molecular function (GO): protein binding; inositol 1,4,5 trisphosphate binding; store-operated calcium channel activity
Source: RefSeq, a predicted model, not a curated record
AUGUCCUCCAAAAGCAAACUGUCCAGGUACGAGAAGCGGCUUUCAGUAUCGGAGGAGGAAGAUGAGCAGUGCUCGAAAGAGGAGAACGGCGGUGUGGAUGCACGUUACCUGAAGUCAGUGAAGGGAAGCAGAGAGCCUUCGCGCUACCACCAAUAUAACAUGAAGACCCAGGAAGCAUAUCCUGCCCGGAGGAUGACCCUACAGCGGGAGAAGGGUCGUCGACAGGCAAUCCGUGGCCCGGCGUUCAUGUUUAAUUCACGUGGCAGUAGCCUGACAGCUGAGGAGGAGCGCUUUCUGGAUGCAGCUGAAUACGGGAACAUCCCAGUGGUGCGCAAGAUGCUGGAAGAGUCGGUAACUCUUAACGUGAACUGCGUGGACUAUAUGGGGCAGAAUGGCUUGCAGUUGGCUGUAGGUAACGAGCACCUGGAAGUCACCGAGCUGCUAUUACAACGAGAUAACCUGGCAAAAGUAGGCGACGCCCUCCUGCUGGCCAUUUCAAAAGGCUACGUUCGGAUCGUGGAGGCACUGCUGGCCCACCCGUCAUUCGCAGGUGGAGAGAAGCUAACCCGCAGCCCUCACGAGCUUCAGGACGACGACUUCUAUUCCUACGACGAAGACGGGACGCGCUUCUCGCCUGACAUCACCCCUAUCAUUCUGGCUGCCCACUGCCACAAGUACGAGGUGGUACACAUGCUGCUGAUUAAGGGUGCUCGCAUCGAGCGGCCACACGAUUACUUCUGCAAGUGCUCCGACUGCACAGAGAAACACAGGAAGGACUCAUUUAGCCACUCUCGGUCCAGGAUCAAUGCCUACCGUGGUCUGGCGAGUCCAGCGUACCUGUCUCUCUCCAGCGAAGAUCCGGUGCUCACUGCCCUGGAGCUCAGCAAUGAACUUGCCAAACUGGCCAACAUUGAAAAGGAGUUUAAGAAUGACUACAGGAAGUUGUCUAUGCAGUGUAAGGACUUUGUGGUGGGCGUGCUGGAUCUAUGCAGGGACACUGAGGAGGUGGAAGCCAUACUGAAUGGAGAUAUAUCGGCUGAGCUGAAGGAAGGCCAGCAUCAUCGCUCACUGCUCAGCAGAGUCAAACUGGCCAUCAAAUAUGAAGUCAAGAAGUUUGUGGCACAUCCUAACUGCCAGCAGCAGCUUUUAACAAUUUGGUAUGAGAACCUGUCAGGUCUUCGAGAACAGGCCAUUGCAGUGAAGUGUCUGGUGGUGCUGGUGGUGGCACUUGGACUUCCUCUGCUGGCUGUGGGAUAUUGGUUUGCUCCGUGCAGUAAGCUGGGUAAAGUCUUGCGCAGCCCCUUCAUGAAAUUCGUGGCACAUGCUGCAUCCUUCAUCAUCUUUCUCUGCCUGCUGAUCUUUAAUGCUUCAGACCGCUUUGAGGGCAUCAGCACUCUCCCUAACGUCACGGUCACAGACCACCCGCUUCAGAUCUUCAGAGUCAAGACCACUCAAUUCUCAUGGACCGAGAUCCUCAUCAUGAUUUGGGUGGCAGGAAUGAUGUGGUCGGAGUGUAAGGAGUUAUGGACAGAAGGGCCAAGGGAGUACAUCUUGCAGCUGUGGAAUGUUCUGGAUUUUGGGAUGUUGUCCAUUUUUAUUGCAGCUUUCACUGCCAGAUUCUUUGCCUUCCUGCAGGCCAUGAAGGCCCAGGACUACGUGGAUGAGAAGAUCCACGCCACUGACCUGUCUCUGGUCACCCUACCACCUGACAUCAAGUACUUCACAUACGCAAGAGAUAAAUGGCUUCCCUCAGACCCUCAGUUGAUUUCAGAAGGACUGUAUGCCAUCGCUGUGGUUCUGAGCUUCUCUCGCAUAGCCUACAUCCUACCUGCCAACGAGAGCUUCGGGCCACUUCAGAUCUCCCUCGGGCGCACCGUAAAAGACAUCUUUAAGUUUAUGGUGCUUUUCAUCAUGGUCUUCCUGGCCUUCAUGAUUGGCAUGUUUAUCCUCUACUCGUACUAUCUGGGAGCCAAGGUUAACCCCGCCUUCACCACAGUGGAAGAGAGUUUUAAGACCCUCUUUUGGUCCAUAUUUGGUCUGUCUGAGGUCUCCUCUGUGGUGCUAAAGUAUGACCAUAAGUUCAUAGAGAACAUCGGUUAUGUUCUGUAUGGGAUCUAUAACGUGACAAUGGUGGUGGUCUUGCUCAACAUGCUCAUAGCCAUGAUUAACAGCUCUUAUCAGGAGAUUGAGGAUGAUGCAGAUGUUGAAUGGAAGUUUGCCAGGUCCAAACUCUGGUUGUCAUAUUUUGAUAAUGGCAAAACCCUGCCACCACCCUUUAGCAUUGUGCCCAGCCCAAAGUCCUUCAUCCACUGUAUCAGCAGAAUAAUCAGCCUGCUGCGCUGUCGCCGGCGCCACCUCAACAAAAACGUCGAGCUCGGGAUGGACAACUCCAAGUCCAGACUAAACCUGUUCACACAGUCCAACAUGCGCAUGGCCGAGUCCCACAGCUUCAACAGCAUCCUCAGCCAGCCUACACGCUACCAGCAAAUUAUGAAGCGGCUAAUUAAGCGCUAUGUUCUGAAAGCACAAGUGGACAAAGAGAAUGAUGAAGUCAAUGAAGGUGAAUUAAAGGAGAUAAAGCAGGACAUUUCUAGUCUGCGCUAUGAGCUGUUGGAAGACAAAUCCCAUGCCACAGAGGAACUUUCUGCACUCAUCCAAAAACUCAGCCAAAAACUUCACUCCACGUUAUAAACUAAUUCCGCUGCAGUGACCCUGGGAA